AUGGCUUCUCCCCUGGACACCCACAAUACAGAACCCACACCCUCCUACACCAACGUCAGCACAACAACAAUGUCCGACGAAAAACGAAACACUGUCCGCGCCCUCGUCGAAGCCGACUUGCUCGAUGAACGCUACGCCCAGACCCAGCGCGGCCUGUCCAGUCGCCAUGUGCAAAUGAUGGCUCUAGGCGGCACAAUUGGUACCGGCUUAUUCGUCGGGUCUGGUCAAUCGCUCGCCAUCGGCGGUCCGGCUUCAUUGCUGCUGGCGUAUAUCUUCAUCUCGGUGCUUGUGUACAGCCUCGUCACCGCCAUCGCCGAGAUAGGCGCCUACAUGCCCGUUCACGGUGGCACCAUGAGUUAUCACGGCUUUCGCUAUGUGAGUAGGAGUCUGGGCUUUGCGAUGGGGUAUCUUUAUUGGUAUUCCAUUGGGAUUUUGGUUCCCUACGAGAUUACGGCUGCGUCGCUUGUUAUAACUUACUGGAAUCCGGACGUGAAUGUGGCGGUUUGGAUUACGAUUAUGAUGGUUGUGAUUGUUGCGCUCAAUUUCUUACCGGUCAGGUUUUAUGGUGAAUCUGAGUUUUGGUUUGCGAGCAUCAAGAUCCUUACACUGAUGGGACUGUUAAUGCUCAGUUUCAUCCUGUUUUGGGGAGGAGGACCCAAUCGUGAACGACUUGGGUUUCAUUACUGGAAGGAUCCAGGCUCGUUUAAUGCCUAUAUUAUCGACGGGGGUGCGGGUCGGUUUGUGGGCUUUUUACGCUGCGUUGUCUCCAGUGCUAUUGCAUUCAUCUUUGCUCCCGAAUUGAUCAUUAUUUCUGGCGGUGAGAUGGAGUCUCCGCGACGAAAUGUGCCGCGUGCAGCUCGUCGGUAUAUCUAUCGACUGGUGUUUUUCUAUCUUUUUGCCGUUUUGGCUAUUGGAGUCAUUUGUCCAUCGAACGAUAGUCGAUUGACCAAUGGUGGCGCUGGCGCAGGCUCGUCUCCGUUUGUUGUGGGCAUCAAAAAUGCAGGUAUCCCGGUUCUGGAUAGUAUCGUCAACGCCGCCGUCUUGACGUCUGCCUGGUCUUCAGGAAACGCGUUCUUGUACAUGUCGUCCAGAUCACUGUACGGAUUGGCCAUGUCCGGCAAUGCGCCUAAUGUCAUGAAGACUUGCAACCGAUGGGGUGUGCCCUGGGUUGCAGUGGCGUGUUCCUCUCUCUUCUCCUUGCUUGCAUACCUCUCUGUGGGCACCUCCAGCUCGGUUGUAUUCAACUGGUUUGUCAACUUUACCAACACCUCCGGCUUCAUUUCGUGGAUAUGCUGCUGCAUCGUGUACUUUCGCUUCCGCAAAGCCGCCGAAUGCCAGAGCGUUGAACGCCCGUACCAGUCCCGAAUACAACCCUAUGGCGCAUACAUCGCCAUUGUGGGAUGCGUGUUCCUGACCCUAAUCAAUGGGUUCACUGUAUUUUUCCCGUCCAAUUGGUCAGUCAGCAACUUCUUCACUGCGUAUAUCGGUAUUCCGGCGUUUUUGGUGUUGUAUUUUGGUCAUCGUGCGGUCUUUUGGAAGGAUCCCUGGGCAUGGAGGCCCGAGCAGGUGGAUUUGCACACUGGGUUGGAUGAAAUUGUGGCCGCGGAACGGCCUUCUCGGGUGCGGGACACAUGGUGGAAGAAGCUGAUGGUUGUGAUUGAAUAG
Talaromyces marneffei is the source of this 1665-nucleotide messenger RNA. RefSeq lists its product as uncharacterized. Gene Ontology annotation, cellular component: membrane. Gene Ontology annotation, biological process: amino acid transmembrane transport. Gene Ontology annotation, molecular function: amino acid transmembrane transporter activity. The record is from RefSeq and is a predicted model, not a curated record. Bases 1 to 1665 code for a protein of 554 amino acids. Lineage: Eukaryota; Fungi; Ascomycota; Eurotiomycetes; Eurotiales; Trichocomaceae. The transcript has a single exon.